GCAUCAAAAGAAUCGAAUCUCAUCUUCUCUUCACUCUUCAAAUCUGCAUAUUCAACACAAACACCUCAUUACUCAUUAUUAAUCCCAAAAUCCUGUAAUAACAACAACAAAAUGAGUAUGUUAGGCCUCACAGACUUGGUUUUCAUAGCUCCAAAUCCUUCUUCUCUUCACCACCAUCGCCAACAACAACUGAUUUCAACGGAAAACGACAACAACAACAGCAACAACAACCCUCUGAGCGUUGGUUUCGGCAUUUUUCCACUCUUAGCAGCCACGCCCUGCGUUCAGGUAGUUCAGAAUCAGAGCAAUGAGGAGGCGAUCGAAGAUUCUGGAAAGAAGAAGAAGAAGAUCGAAGAAGAUGAAAAUGGCGGUGAAUUUAGGGUUUGUACGGACUGUGGAAACAGAGCGAAGAAAGAUUGCGUGUACAGACGGUGCAGGAGUUGUUGCAAGGGGCGUGGAUAUGACUGUACCACUCACGUGAGGAGCACGUGGGUGCCUGCUCUAAAACGCCGCGAGCGCCACGUGGCGGUGACUGGUGGUGUUGGUGGAGAAGCUGCUAAUAAGAAGACAAAGAACAAUAAUGGAUGCGCGAGUGGAAGUGGUACCUCUCAUUCUCAUACUUCCACCAACUCUGAUUCCUGUUAUUCUCAUCAAGAUGCUAGGUUCAAAGAAUCAUUACCAGGUCAUGUUCGUGCACCUGCUGUGUUCAAAUGCCAUAGAGUCUCAACUGUUGGAAAUGGUGAAAAUGAAUUUGCAUAUUUAGCAACGGUUCAUAUAAGUGGCCAUGUAUUCAGGGGAUUUCUCUAUGACCAUGGUGUUGAUCCCAAAAAUACAAUAAUGCCCUCCUAUGCUUCAGAACUUCAACUUGGAAACAACUGCAUUAGUAAUGGGAAGAACAAGGAAUGUUCUUCUGCAAUUGGGGUUACAACCAAUGAAUAUGAUAAUCUCUAUUCUGCUUCUGCUGCUAGCUAGUUCAACAUUGAUUUAAGGUAAUGGAUCAACUUAGGGUGUCUCCAAAUGAAGAUAGUUUCAUUCUGCAAUUUUGCUAAGUGGUCAAGUAAUUAUGUAAAUUUCUCUCUACAAAAUAUAAAUGUUCAUAUGCUUGUAUAAAUAUGAGAUGUCCCUUUUCAUAUCCACUCCUUAAUUAAA
Molecule: messenger RNA, 1149 nt
Organism: Arachis stenosperma
Lineage: Eukaryota; Viridiplantae; Streptophyta; Magnoliopsida; Fabales; Fabaceae
Product: protein SHI RELATED SEQUENCE 6
Exons: 3
Coding region: 112-972 (286 amino acids)
Biological process (GO): positive regulation of DNA-templated transcription
Cellular component (GO): nucleus
Molecular function (GO): DNA-binding transcription factor activity; DNA binding
Source: RefSeq, a predicted model, not a curated record